Molecule: messenger RNA, 1719 nt
Organism: Lolium perenne
Lineage: Eukaryota; Viridiplantae; Streptophyta; Magnoliopsida; Poales; Poaceae
Product: B3 domain-containing protein protein_Os12g40080
Molecular function (GO): DNA binding
Source: RefSeq, a predicted model, not a curated record
GAGGAACAUGAACGAGUUAACUGUGACCAUGAGCCAGUCGUACAGCACACAUCAGCUUCACUGAGACGGCUCCUCCCCCUUCCCCUCCCAUUUCUCAAUCUCCGUCUCUCCGCUCCCGUUCUACACUACGAAGCAGGCGGAGGAGGAGUAGCAGCGGCAGAUCAGGCAUCAGCGCGAUGGCAAUCGACGGGUUUGACCCAGGUCGAAACGGUUGUGGUAAUGUGGACUGCGAGAUGAGCAGCGCUUGUAAAAGCUGUAAGAUGCGGAGAGAGCAUUACUUCUGGAACCACAUGAGGGAUGACCAGAUGCAGUUCAUUGUCAGGGCUUCUGGCGAUUUCAAGGACAGUCUGAUCUUUGAAGGCGUUCCUCAUGGCGCUCCUUGUGAUCCUCAUGUGUUGAAUGAACAAGUACAACUCGAUCCUGCACAUGUUCAGACCUCAACUGACUUUGGCUAUACCACGUUGCCUGGGUGUCGUCUAACCAAAGCACAAGAUGAGAAAGUACUAGACAUAGCUCGUACCAUGAGGUCUGAAAUGCCCCUUUAUGUGACCACCAUGAACAAAAGCAAUGUCCACUUGAAGGAUUGCUCUGUUAACAUGCCGUUAAAGCUUUUGGACCAUUUCCAAGAGGACAUAUCUAAAGCUACUGUUCAACUAGAAGACUCUGGUUGCAAUCUAUACAGCGUUGAAGCUAGCAAGCACACUGAUGAUCAAAUUGUCCUCCAAUCUGGGUGGUAUGAUUUUGUAGUUUUCCAUAGCAUACGAGAGAAGGACCUCCUGAUUUUUAGAAGCAAGGGGAGAACACGCCUUCAAGUGCUCAUCAUUGGCCCAGGCAGCCAUCAGAGAACCUGAUCGCCUCAUGCAGUCUACUCUGCGAAUAUUUCUGAUGAUGAACACAUUGUGGGAGAAGACACUAAAAAAUCAUCUAGGUGGCAAAAUCAGGUACCUGAUCGCCGUGUGAAAACUCAAAAGGUGGCUUCAACAUCCUCCCCGUCUGCUAAACCAGGAUAUGAAGCUCAUCAGCUGAAUGGUGGAGCAUCCGUGGAGCUUGGGGUCGAUUCAGAACCUCUUAGCUCAAACAAUCCCGUGGGGCCUUCCCAGUGUCCAUACAUUAUAGCCGAAGGGAUAACUAGUCUAACUGGGCCGAUGAAGAAGAAAGUGGAGGAGAAAGUCCAAACAAUUCGAUCUGAACUCCCUAUCUUUGUGGCAGUCAUGACGAAAAGCAGGAUUAUUGGCAUAUCUCUUCGUUUGCGGUUCUGCAUGGAAUAUGGAAGAUAUCUUCCAGAUAGAAAACAGGCUCUUGUGCUUCAGCUGGAGGGAAGUGAGAUGGAGUGGCGCACCACGGUCAAGACAGAUGUGAAGGGAGGGAGGUGGAUUUGUGCAGGCUGGGCAGAAUUCGUCGCCGGCAAUCACCUGCAGCUGGAUGAUAUUGUCCUCUUCCAACUAGCAAAGAGCACGAAUGAGGUUAGGAUGAAUGCAGGAAAGAGGACGAGUGAGCUUAGGAUGACCGUCUAUUUACUCCGCAAGUCGGACAUAGAGAGUAGCUGAACUCGUAUCAUGUACUGGUAUCAGUCCGUUGUCUGUACGGUUUAAACCCUGUCAUGGGAUCGAGUGUGAGCUUUCAUCUGAUGCUCCUGUAUUCUUGCUGAUUAGUGAUCAAAUUAUCUCCAAUGAGACAUGAUGUAAGUUGUGGACCAUAAUAUGUUGUGUUCCCUACUUC